Molecule: messenger RNA, 788 nt
Organism: Stegodyphus dumicola
Lineage: Eukaryota; Metazoa; Arthropoda; Arachnida; Araneae; Eresidae
Source: RefSeq, a predicted model, not a curated record
UUUGAGCUCUGUUAGAAAUUAGCUAGGAGUCAAUAAAAGUACUGUGGCAUUUCCUCUGCGUGGCUGUUUUUAGAAGCGUCACUUGAAGAACACUAAAUGCUGAAAAUAUGGUUUAUCCUUGUGCUUGUCUUCGGUACUGCAUUUCUUCAGGAUUCCUGGGAGUCUUACGAAACAUCAUCCAUGUCAGAAGAGGAUUUCGAUGAUUUCGAUAUCGAUGAAGCUAAAGAAUAUUUCUGCAGCUAUCUGAGUGGCAUGUUUUAUGACUGCACUACAAAAUGGAGCUAUCUUAACAUGAGCUACUUCCUUCCUUGCGCUGCAGAAGCUGGCCUGAGAUCAACUAGUGUCAAAGAAGCCUUGGAAGAUGCAUGCAAUCCUAACACGAGCACUUCCGUGGGUAGAAAGCUGGCUAAUUGCAGGGUGCGAGUAUCAGCAGAAUUUCUGAAGAAGAAUAGCACUGUUCUGCACAGAACUGUACUGACACCAAAUGAAAUAGAAGAAUUUGACAAGUAUUGUUUUGCUUUUGUGGAAAGGCUCAAAGACGAAGGCUGGCUCAAAUAUUUCUUAGGACCUUCUCUGGACUGAAUUAAAAGGGCAAUUUUGUAUUUCCGCCUGAAAACUGAACAGAAAUUUGAGACAAAUUUACUAAAUAGGAAAGGGAGGAUUUUCUUUCUCCUUAUCUUUUCAAUGUAAGCACAAGAAUGUCCAAAACUAUGUCAUUUACAAAGCUUCAUUAAAGUUAUUCAGCGUUAUUAAAGUUCCAUUAAUACUGCCUCCUCAAAACGUUUAUU